GCGACUCCACGGUUCAUUCUAAUUCGUUUUUUAGGUCCUCGAAGAGUGUGGCUGCAAACUUUGAUCAUGAUCUUUCCCAAUACUCGGCAACUCACGGAACAGCAGAAAAACAUCCGGACGUACCAACCUCUUCAUGUCGCGAAGGAGGAGCUUGCCUUACUGAAGGACCAGGCCUUAAUGGUGUCUCUUGCCAAAGAGCAUAGUUUUGCUGCUGCACGAUCUGUCUACGAAAAAGGAGCGCACUGUCAACCUUUCGCUACCUUGUCGCUGACAAAUUCGACCAGAGUUCGCAUUCAAGAAUUCACACACGUGUCCGGUACGACCAUGCAAGGUGAUCAAGUCUCAGGAUUUACCCGCAACUCCUACAAAAUAGGGACAACUAAGAUACAAGUGCUGUAUGAUGAAGACCAGUUGGUUCCUGCCACUUGCGAGUUUGGGGGAAAUCCCGAGCCUGUUUUGGACGGCUGUUUGGAAGGUACGGGUGAACUCGUUUUGGCUGACGAGCAGGGAACUACACUCCGUUACGUGUACAAUCCUAACGCCGAUAAUGCCUACGGUCGGACUAUUCAGGGCUUGAGUUUACACGCGGACCGGCGCUUUCGAAUGUCCCAACAUGCCCCCGUUCCAGCUUCCCUGUCGCCGCCGAUCGAAUACUACGGUCAAGCGUCGUAUGCGGAUGAAAUACUACAAAUUUUGCUCCUCUCAUCCUCAACAGCUGGAGCUUCAAAUUCGACCAAUUUUCGCCGAGGUAACUUGGAUUUUAGUUCGAUUGUCAGCAGUGACGCGCGAGCGGCCGCAAUUGCCUCAGCGACUGGGCUGCUCACCUUGGGACACUACCUUGUGCGUGAUUUAGAAAUGGCUGUAUACCAAUGUCUGAUAGAGGAUUCCGACCGCGCUCUGUUAGCAUUGGAUCAGGCCGUAGUCCUCUACGGAGCGAAUCCUAAUAGCCCUGAACACCUUACGGCCCAUUUGGCGGAUCAGCAAUGCCCAUCAUUUCGUACCUGUGCAGGAAAACGCGGGGUAGUCGGCCAAUCCAGGGUCAAUAGCGAUAUUCUUGAAACGAUUCUACCAGCGCUCCAAUCCGGUUUGGCUGCUCACCAGUGCAGCGUGGCGCGACGUGAAAAGGAACGUUUGACGGGAAUAAUCAAGGUUCCGCUGGUCCAGGCUGUACUGCAGUCCGCCUAUCAAAUGAGCUACCAGCCCGACAGCGCACAGGUCCACGCAGCACAAGCAGCAGUGUAUGUUGCUGCGCUGGUACCGUUUUUAGAUGAGUGUCAACCGCUAGAUGCUACGAUAUUGUACGACAGCUUGAAGGUCGGACACGACACGUUCUCGUUUAGCCAAGUCAAGCAAGCACUAGAGAGAAACUACGGGUGUUUGAAAGUAUCAUGUUCACAUGUUGGUGGAUUGUGGAAUAGCGAGAGCAAAACAUAUUUUGCGGGAGCUGAACCCUGCAUUGAUCCUGUAAAUGGCGAAGCCGAGGAAGACGGACGCGCCCAAAAGAGCUGGUCCAUAAUGCUGGGACUCGUGACCUUGUUUAUCUUGGGUUUCAUCUGGCAAAUACACCGUCGACGUCGGCGGCAAAGCGAGCGACAUACCCGACAGAGGAAAUCGUCUAAUCCAGAGUACUACGACGACAGCGAUUCCGAUUUUAGUGAUAGCGCCGAUGGUCGAUUUGCUUGACCAAGAACAUACCUGUAAAUUUAUUGGUAUGCUCAAAAUUAUACGGAAGAAUUUCAAAUGGAUUUGGAGAGACAGAUAUCUACACGUACAUGGCAUCUUUUGCAUUCGCAUGCAUUGGAACUUGAGCCGUAAACGAAUCCUCUCUAGAAAGAGACAGACUGCGAAGCUCUACGAGGGUCGCAAGAAAAUCUUUUAGUUAAUGUAUGUGCUCACGUGAUCCUCGUGUUGGUCACGAGACAAAUUGCUUCACUGUCCAUAAGUUUUGAAUAGUGUAACAUAAGUAUGUUGGUGU
Phaeodactylum tricornutum CCAP 1055/1 is the source of this 1975-nucleotide messenger RNA. RefSeq lists its product with no specific name. Lineage: Eukaryota; Bacillariophyta; Bacillariophyceae; Surirellales; Neidiaceae. The transcript is spliced from 2 exons. The coding region runs from base 67 to 1683 and encodes 538 amino acids. The record is from RefSeq and is a predicted model, not a curated record.